AUGUCCACCAUUCCCACCAUGUCCACCAUCCCACUGUCCCUGUCCACGUUGUCAAUCCCUCUGAACGCAUCAACUUCUCCUUCCCCCUCCACCGCUCCAGCCUCCGUCCCACUCCCACCAUCUUACUCCUCGGACAUCCAUGAGCCGGAGUUCACCAUCAUGAUCGCCCUGGGCUUGUCUCUGCUACUGGCCGGUAUUGCUGCUUUUCUGGUGGUGUGUCAACCCUCCACUCGAGAAGACGACUCUGAGACUAACUUUGAAGACAGUUUCAGGAGUAGGAACAAGUCCGGAGAGCCCCAGCUCAAGAAGUGGAAGAGGUUUGGGUCCUACCGCAGAUCGUACAACGCUUCAUUCAGGCGCCCGCCAAACAGAAGACCCGAGAGUAUACACUUAACACAAAUUCUGCCCAAAGAAGCAAUUAAGCAGCCCAAAACGACAACGCCAUGCAUGUGUGACUAUGUGACUGAAAUUUAA
Molecule: messenger RNA, 474 nt
Organism: Knipowitschia caucasica
Lineage: Eukaryota; Metazoa; Chordata; Actinopteri; Gobiiformes; Gobiidae
Source: the annotation of a GenBank genome assembly